Molecule: messenger RNA, 3345 nt
Organism: Astyanax mexicanus (Mexican tetra)
Lineage: Eukaryota; Metazoa; Chordata; Actinopteri; Characiformes; Acestrorhamphidae
Product: CMP-N-acetylneuraminate-beta-galactosamide-alpha-2,3-sialyltransferase 1-like
Exons: 7
Coding region: 242-1195 (317 amino acids)
Molecular function (GO): beta-galactoside (CMP) alpha-2,3-sialyltransferase activity
Source: RefSeq, a predicted model, not a curated record
AUCCUCCACAGAGAUGUGAAAGACUCUUCACACUGUCCUUUAAAAAGUGCUUUUUUAUAUUUACUCAGGUUAUCUGUCUAUAUAUCUUUUCUCUUCAGUUCCUUAAUAAGACUGAGGCAGCCUGCCAGCAUUACUACCACUCACAGGGAUUUAGCCCCGCCCCUUCCUGAGGAAUCAGAUUUUCAGUCCAAGCAGCAGAACAUUCAUUGGUGUUAAUUCUUAUCUACCUACAGUACUGAGGAUGGCUCGUCUUCCCCGGCUGACCAGUAUCUUUCAGGCCAUGAUGUUGGGAACCAUCAUGGUGUGCCUGAUGAUGCUACACUCCAUCCAGCUGGAUCCUGUUUCAGAGGAUGAGUGUGGCUGUUUGGAGUGUAUGCCGAAACGUGAAGAGGAUCCUUGGAUUUUACAGCGCUAUAAGAGACAGAUCCCAGUACUCCUGUCCAGUCAGAACAGCAACCUGAGUAAAAAUACCAGUGACUGGUGGCAGACACUUCAACACAAGCCCAAGGGUGUGAACUACAGUGAAGUUGUGGAGAUCCUGUUCUCGCUGUUCCCUGAUGGAGAACAGUACCAGGAUGCUGGUCCUGAUCGCUGCAGAACCUGUGCUGUGGUGGGAAACUCUGGCAACCUGGAAGGAUCUCGUUAUGGACCAUUAAUAGACGCUCACGACUUUGUCAUAAGGAUGAACAAAGGUCCAACCAAAGGCUAUGAGAAAGAUGUUGGUUCAAAGACCACCCACCGGGCCGUCUACCCCGAGAGCGCUGUAGACAUGGAUAACUCCACCCACCUCCUUCUGGUACCAUUUAAAAUCCUGGAUCUACAGUGGCUCAUCAGCAUCUUCACCACCAAACACAUCACACGCACAUAUACCGCAGUAAAGACCUCACUAAAAGCAGAUAUGGACAAGGUGAUGGUUUUGCACCCUGACUUUAUGAGGUAUGUUUAUGAAAGCUGGCUGAACAAAGAGGGCACAUAUCCUUCCACUGGAUUCUUAAUGCUCGUGUUGUCGCUGCAUGUCUGUGAUCAGGUGAGCGUAUUUGGAUUUGGUGCCAAAGAAGAUGGACGUUGGCAUCAUUACUACGACAAAAGAUACGCUGUUUUCCAAAGUAAAGGAAAACACAGAGGAAGCCUGGAAUACAACAUCACUCAGAAACUCUAUGAGAAAAAGUGGCUCCAGUUUUAUAAAGGAACUUAGAAUAAAUCCAGAGUUUGUUGUAGCUUGAAAGACUUGAAUGACCUGGAAGAGCAGGAAGAAUUGCCUUGGCGAGAGAUUAUCAGCCUAUCACCAGCGUAUCACACUACUGUAUGCAUCUGGUAUGAUGGUGACUCUUCACACCAGCAGAUGCAGCCUCACACCUUCUUCAGAAACCCUGCUGAAGACUGGAUGAAGCUGAAUGUGUGUUUUCUGGGUUUAUUCACUUAUUAUUUAGUAACGAUCAAUAUGAACCCUGUAUUCGUAAUGCAUUAUAUGCCAUUCGCAAUAUAAAACCACUUCAAAAUGAUCGGUUUCUCUGAUUUUACUAUUUACAGGUUUAUGUUUGAGUUAAAUGAACAUUGCUUCUUUACUCUAUAAACUACAGACAACAUUUCUGCCAAAUUUCAAGUAAAAAUAUCAUAAUUUAGAGCAUUUAUUUGCUUAUAACAGACAUCAAUUAGGUAUUAAGCAUGCCAUUAAAAAAAUCCACCGUAAAUGUGUUUAAAAUGCAUUGUGAAAACAGGAUUCAUAGGUAGUGUUACAGAAUAGUAAUUUUUAUUUUACAUUUUGUACAUAUGUGUUAAUAUAUUUAAUAUUCUUCGUUUUACUUUUGUUCUCUAAAUGUCAGACUUUAACAUUUUAACUGAAUGCAUUUAUGAAGUAUGUUAAGUUAUUAUACAUAAUGUUUUGUGUAUAAUUUAAAAGUUAUUAUAUAUUUAGCAUAUUUGGGUGAAAAAUGCCCGAUGCCGUUUUACAAACCUUUUUCAACACCCUGUUAUUCUACCUCAAACUGGAAUGCUGGUUUUAUUUUACAGGGGGCUUGCUGGGAAAAGUACCUACUUUUAUAGGCUACGUUUAUAGCAGUGCAAUAGUUCACAGCAACAAUAUAAUAUAGCGUAUUCAAGCUUCUGCUAACCUACUAGCACAUGCCUCCUCUGAUACAUGUGAAGUCAGGCUCCGCCUCUUUUUGAACUGCUGCUGAGGCAGCAUUACCGAGUAGCAUCACAGCGCUAACACUCGGAGGAAAGCGCAGCGACUCGGUUCUGAUACAUCAGCUCACAGAUGCAGCCUUGUUCUGAUCCACAUCACCCUAGGAGUGAUAAGGGGAAAGAGCUCCAUCUACUCUACCCACCCAAAGAGAGCAAGACCAAUUGUGCUCUUUCAGGGCUCUGGCAGCUGUUGGCAAGCUGCAUGACCGGGAUUCGAACCAGUGAUCUUCCUAUCAGCCAACUAGCUUGAUCUGAUUCCCUGCAUGGAUGCUAUGCAUGCUUAGCUUGUUUAGCAUGGUUACUCGUUUGGGUCCACUUUAAAAUAAGACCACCUUUAUAAAGGGUUUAUAAAUGGUUUACAAUUAGUUCAUUAAUGGUUACUAAUUAGGUAGUAAAUGCCUUAAAAAUCAAUAAUAAUCAGUUAUAACACAUACGUAGAAAGGGCAACAAUGACCUGCUGUUUGCCAAAAAGUGAACCCAAAGCCAUCUAUAUCGUUGCCCUUUCUACGUAUGUGUUAUAACUGAUUGUUAAAAACCGUUAAUAAACUAAUUGUAAACCAUUUAUAAACCCUUUAUAAACAUAAUCUUAUUUUGAAUUGGUAUCCCCGCUUGGCUAUUGUUAGCUAUUAGCCUUGUUAGCUUUGCUUCCACAAACCCAUAAACUAGCCACUGUAUUUACAGUAUCUUUGAAAGGGUUUCACUCCUCAGGAUGACUAUACAUAACUAUAAUGACUCAUAACUGUGACGUAACAGUUUUGUGAUUUUGGAAUCUGUCCGUUUUUCAGCUCUAUUUUACUUGUGUUGAGAUUUGUUUUAAAAAAAAAAGCUUAAAAGUGAGUUUAGCAUCCGGCUAUAUGCCAAUGCAUUUACACUCUGUGACCCUUACAGUGCUGGAUUCUGCUAGGGUUGGGAUAUUUACAUUUUCUGGUUGUUUAAAACUAUUUCUUUGCUUGAACAAAGCAAUGUUUAAAGCAUUAAAUUAACAUCAACUGGGUAAAAUCUGAAACUAAACAUUGUUCUUCAGAUUAGCUCAAAAACAAGAUCACAAUACUUUCUUCAGAAGGAAAACAUAUUGCUGCUUUGUAUCGUGUUUAUAUUUAUUUGCUGUCAUCAUCUGUAUUAAAGGUUUUUGAUGAAUCAAUAAAAAUGGCUGCAUAUUGA